ACUCGGCCCUCCGUUGGACCAAAAACAUUUAAACUGAUUGAACGGAAAGCGAUCUCCGCUUUCGACUUGAGUUGAAUCGCUGCUCUGCUUCGUAACUCGACAAGGGCCUCUCUUCGGCUUUCGGUGACGAGCAAGUCCAGAGCGCGCAGGUUGACGAGGUGCGCUCAGGGAUUGCUUUUUAUGAUUUUUGUCUCCGUUUUAUGAAAUAACGUGGAGAUAUCGUUCCGCCUAAAAGAGGCUGCUCCCCCUCUUAACACGAUGGAGGUGAAACCCGACAUCUGCUUGGGCGGCGUCCUGCGUCUCCACAAAAGUCUCGAGAGUGUGGCCAAGGAGCGCCGGUGCUCGGAGCUGCUCAGCGACUCCGACUCCGGGGUCGCCCCGUCACCCUUCACUCCCGAAGACGACCACCUCGGCUCCUCAGACGGAGAGCUGAGCGCAGGUGGCAGCUACAGCUCGGUGUCUGCCAUGGGUUUCGAGACGGACGUGCAGCAACAGCAGCAGCAGCAGCAACAGCAGCAGCAUCAGCAGCAUCACCAUCAGCAGCAGCAAGCCAAGUCCGGCAAAGCGUACAUGCGCCGUCCGAAGCCACCGUUCUCGUACAUCGCGUUGAUCGCCAUGGCGAUCCGCGACUCUCAGACCGGCCGGCUAACCCUGGCAGAGAUCAACGACUACCUGAUGAGCAAGUUCCCCUUCUUCCGCGGCAGCUACACGGGCUGGCGCAACUCGGUGCGCCACAACCUGUCCCUCAACGAGUGCUUCGUGAAGGUGCUGCGCGACCCGUCGCGGCCCUGGGGCAAGGACAACUUCUGGAUGAUCAACCCGGACAGCGAGUACACCUUCGCCGACGGCGUCUUCAGGCGGCGCAGGAAGCGCAUCUCCCGCUCGCGGGGCGGCUCCGGCAGCGAGGGCCGGGCGACGCCGUCCCCGCCGCCGCCGCCGCCGCCGCCGCCCGGCGACACGGCGCAGACGCCCUGCCGCCGGUACGGGGGACGCGAGGCCGGCCCCAAGUUCUCAAGCCCCUUUGCCAUCGAGAGCCUGCUCAGCAGGCCGCACGUGCCCGCCGCGCCACCCGCCUCCAAGGUGAUCCGCAGGCCGCCGUCGCCCCUCGGCUUCGGCGAGGUGACCUACCUGGGACUGCCGGAUCCCCGCGGCGGCCUGUGGACCUGCGACGCGGUGGCCUACCGCCCGCUGAUGCACCCGCUGGCGCUGCACGCGCAGUCCGCGAUGGGCGGCCCGCCGCCGCUGUUCGCCACGGCACUGGGGCCGCUGAUCCCCUUGAGCGUGGCGGAGGCGGCCUGGCUUCGCGAGGCCCACGGGGAGAAGGGCCGGCCCGUCAAGGUCUUCCCGCAGUUGGCGCAGCGCCUGCCCUUCGGCGUGGAGAAGUUGCUCGCCUGACUCGAGAGAGAAACCGCACACGGUAUCGCGCAGGACCAUUUGCACUGUCGAAGACUGUCGGAGGGACGGGCGCUAGCGGAAUGUUGACAAAGCCUUAACUGGUUACUACUAUAAAGCUGAACUUUGCGGGAGGUGCGUAACACAAGCAUUUGACGACAGUGGAGCCACGCUGAGCUUUGUUUAGUUUUAUUUUCGUUGUUCUGUCUUUAUAUACGUGUGUGCAUGCUAAACAUGAAGAACUUCCCCACACAAUGUAUUGUCACGACCGCCUAAAAUUACUAAUUGCUCAAAAAUUACUAAAGUAGCAUUGCCCUCAUUUAUAGAUAAUGCGGUAGGUGACGCGCUGCUUUCUGCAGUGUAGAGAAGCAACAGUGACCCAAUGAGAGCCUGGACUUUUAUAGACGCUUUGUAGAAAGAAGAUUUUCGUUCGAUGUCAAAACGUAAUCGAUGUGACAAGCAGCCUAUGGAAGUGCCCUCCUGUCAGUGAACUAACAAUGCCACGUUUGCCGUGGCUUUACCAGCUUCGCACGGUGGAGAACAUCGUCGUAUAUUUAUUGCAAAUAUUCUUCCCACGAAGGCGUGCGAGUGCACGCCCGAGACGGCGCUGUCAAGGUGCCGCCUUUUGUUGAAGUAGGAAAGGUUGGGAAUGUGAAGGAAUAUUUGGGGAGAUGUCUUGUAUGAAUGAAAGGCAGCUGCCUCAAGCUGCUCACUCGAUGAGUCUUUAACAAAUCAAAGCAAGUGAAAUGAAAUAUUCUUGGUUCAUUCGAUAAAGUCACGUAGAAGGGAAACAAUAAAAUAAUAAAAAUAUAAAACAUAUAUAUUUUUAUAAUUGUAUUGUUUCCCUUCUACGUGAAUUUACCGAAAGAACCAUGAAUAUGAAUCCCUGCAGUCACGAAAGCUUUAAAUCAAAAGUGAAAUGAAGUUUAUAUAUACAUAUAAGGAGUGAAUGUAGGUUGCUUUGAAUGCGCCUUUCCUAAAGCUUUUUUUGACGUAACACUGGCAGACAGAGAUGGUCACAAAUGUUACACAACGAACCUGCUCAGGUGAUGCUUGUUUAGUUUUUACAUAAUAUAUGCUCAGGCAAAAUCUCAAAGGUUUACAUAUUUGGGACCUUGUAGAAGUAAUUUUUGAAAUCAAAACGUCAAAUGACGACCUGUGAUUUUGCGUUCUGGCGUUUUCACGUUGACUGCCUUGCCACGCCUCUUUGUGAAUACCGCAAUGUACAUUCUUGACACCUCAUGAUGUGUGAUGUUUGUUGAACUUAACUUUUAUUUUUUUUGACGUAAGUGCCUCGGUGCUGGUUAUUUUGAAUAUGUAUAGUGCAGGAUUUCCAAACUGGUGGUUUGUGCAUAUUUGUGGCAUGAUGUGUUUGACAUUCUUAUUUCGAAUUUCAUUUUAAUUAUUCAUUAUUGUAACUAUUUGACUGUUAUACAGCUGGUUGUAUGACUUUUUGCGUGUUUUAAAAUAAAAAUAUUUAUUUACCCCUCAAGUAAUGUCGUGAAGGUUUAUAAUUCGAACCCAAAUAUUUUUAGAAUUGGUGUGAGGUGUGGUCAGAACACUCUGAGAAUGUGGCAUUGCAAGCAUUCAGAUGCAUUCCUGCACUUGAAUUUACAAUGUAUCAACCUUUAACAUCAGUAGCCUUCCUCUGUUAUGUGAUAAAAAAACUUUAUUAGUUUCAAUCGAUUGUCAAUCUCCUGCUAUAAAAGACUCCCUUCGUCAAGCCACUGCUGGAUGACGGAUUUACACCCACAAACCAUGCCGCUCACGAGGGAUGUCUGACCAUACUUCACCAUGCUGCUCAGUCCAGGUAGGUGACGGGAGCGGAAGGCGGGGACGGCAGGAAUGGUUCACUCGCCACUGAUGUUAGCCGUGACAAUCGAUCUUUGUUCGGCAGGAUUCUAGCAGAGUGCCCUCCACUCCCACCUCCUGCGCCACCGCUACACCACCACAGAUCUAUUCAUUUAUUUAAUCGCAUUACAAUUU
This is a messenger RNA of Petromyzon marinus (sea lamprey), 3378 nucleotides long. RefSeq lists its product as uncharacterized. Lineage: Eukaryota; Metazoa; Chordata; Hyperoartia; Petromyzontiformes; Petromyzontidae. Gene Ontology annotation, biological process: regulation of transcription by RNA polymerase II; cell differentiation; anatomical structure morphogenesis. The record is from RefSeq and is a predicted model, not a curated record. Gene Ontology annotation, molecular function: RNA polymerase II cis-regulatory region sequence-specific DNA binding; DNA-binding transcription factor activity, RNA polymerase II-specific.